Poecile atricapillus (Black-capped chickadee) is the source of this 2815-nucleotide messenger RNA. Its product is annotated as NOP protein chaperone 1-like. The transcript has 5 exons. Gene Ontology annotation, molecular function: box C/D methylation guide snoRNP complex binding. The record is from RefSeq and is a predicted model, not a curated record. Gene Ontology annotation, biological process: box C/D snoRNP assembly. Lineage: Eukaryota; Metazoa; Chordata; Aves; Passeriformes; Paridae. The coding region runs from base 27 to 866 and encodes 279 amino acids.
GAACACUCAUGUCAAUUCCACCUUAAAUGAAUGAAGCAGCCCAGACCUCGGAGAGAUGUUUCAGUUCCUUGAUCGUGGUUGUCGCCUCCGCUGGACCUGCUCCGGGACCGCCAUGUCCCUCUCGUCCUGAGGAGCGCAGAACUGGACAAAGCACUCCAGAUGUGCCUCAGCAGGGUGAGCAGAUGAGCAGGACAACACGGCUGGCCUCCGUGCGUUUGCCCUUGUUGUGUUUCGGAAGGUCCGAACCGAUCCAUGACGAUCUCCGCGGCGCGCUGGCCCCGCUGGCCCACACGGGAGCGGGCGGCAGUGCCCGCGGUCCUCCCGCCCGGCAGGGGGCGCGCAGCCGCCGAGCGCGCGGGCCGCUCCAGUACCGUGAGGGCUGCCGCAUGGCGGGGCCCGGCGGCGCGGCGGGGCCCGCGGCUUCCCGGGAGCUGCUGGACGUGCGGCACCGGCCAGGCCUGGAAGACAUUUUGCUGAUUAAUUCCAAGUGCAGCAGCAAGAAGGCCACAACUUUACAGACGGUUAAGGUGCCAAGGAGUGAUGUUUUGGACCGAGUACAGAGCUUUUUACCACAGAUGGCCCAGGCAAAUGAUGAGCUCAAAAGAAAAAUGGUAACAGCACCUGCUCAUCAGUUUGAUAUUGAACAUCUAGACAGUGAAACAGAAAAAGUUAUAGAAAUGAAUGUGGCUGUAGUUGAGCUGAGUGAUUCUGAUACAGAUGAAGAGUUGCUGACUUCAGAAGAUGACUCGGAAUCUGACGAAGAUGACUCUGUAACUGAUGAAGUGACAGUAGACAACAUUAAGUUUCCUAAACAAAAGGGAGAAAAGGGCAAAAUAGAAAUUUUGGACAGCAAAACAAAUGAGUAAAUCUAUUUUAUUUUACUUAAAAAAACCCCAAACCAACCAAAUCAUGUUUUCUCGCUUUGAAGAGUUGGCUCUUAAAACCACUUUGUUUCCCAGUGUAGCAUCUCUCAGGAUCCUGUGAAAUGCUAUAGUUUACAUGGUGGAGAUUUCAGGAUCCACUCAUGACUGGGAAAAGCUGGAUUUCAGAAGAAUUAAGUGUGAUUUGAUUCAUCAAAUAACAGGGAAAUGCACUUCAUAGUAGAUUACACCAAGAAAACAGCUAGAGUAAGGGGCACUUGAAAGUUAAAAAUUAUUUUUCUGUUGCUUUGUUGAAGAAAGACCUUUUUUUAUAGGAAGAUAGAAGGUUUUUCUUCAAGGGCAAGAAAGAGUUAACUAGGAAGAAAGCUUUGUUUUUAUAUUCCAUGUCCCGUGAAGAGUUUAUGGACUCUCUUCAAUAUUAAACAUGAUCUUUAAUAGCUCAAAGGUAUGCCUACAUUACAUUCAUGGCGGUGACUGCUGAACACCGGAGCUGUGGCUGAGCCUGGGUAAGGACAGCCAUGACCAGAGAGUUCAGCAAAGGGUUACUUACUCUGUGUGCCUGCACUGCGCUCCACACCAGCACAGGGAGGUUACAGGCCCAUGUGGGAAAUGUGUGUGGCUGUGGUGCAAACACCCACCAUACUCAAAGCAUCAAGGCUGCCUCUCGGGUGUUGUGAUAGCUUUAAGCUAGACUUUUCAUCCCCCAGUUCCCCUUCCAUGUUUAUAAUCUCCAUUUGUUAACAGCUGUCACUGACAGAAGGAUGUAAAGGUGAAUUUUCAGCUGGCCUGUAUUUAAGUAGGCUUGACACAAUUGUGAAACCAGAAUCAAUGAAAGUGUGUCCCAUUCACACAUUAACUCAGAUUGAUCAAAUACAAUGGUAUGGGCCAUUACAUUUACUUCAUAAAUCAGUUUGCAUUUCAGAAGUAUCUGUCAUGCUCCUGGGUAUCAUUGUUUCUUAAAGGAACUUUGUAUUUUCUACACCAUUAAAGUAAAAUUUUCUAUACUGUAUUUGCUCAAAUAUUAAACUUAAUGUCAUGACUUGAAACCUGCAGUUAUUUUUAGAAUUUAUUUUGAAUCCUGUGCAUAAAGUUCUAGUUUUAAUACCUGUUUCUGUAGUAUUUGUGGUAAGAAAUAGCAAGAAUUCUGGUCUUUCUUUUACAUUGUGGCCUAAAUGUAGGAUGGAGACAGGAUUUACUGAUUACACCAUGGAAUAUUUUAGUGAAGUGGAAGGAUGGGAAUCAAAGAAUCAGACUGCUACCUUAAAUAGCAGCCCACAAAAGCCGUAGUCAAAGCUUUGGGUGUUUUUGCAUUCUAAGAGCAAGGAGUCUUAACAGGCUUAGUUAAGUAAUGUCUCAAUCUAUAGAAAAUUUCUUCCAACCUGAAAAAAGUUUGAAAGCCAACAUCUGACCUUGGUCAUUUUACAAAGGAUUUUCCCACAGAUUAAAAAAAAACCCAAAAGUGAAAUACAAAGUAAUAAUCAUGCAGUACGAAACAGUGAUUACAGUCCAUGUGCACAGACACAAAAAGUGAUUUUAAUCCAUUAAUGUAACCACCUUUCAAAUUGCAGGCAGAUCACACAUUCUGUAUCAACAAAAAGGUAGAAAAUAUUUUCAGGAACUUUAGCUUUAUAUGCAUAGUUUAACACCAAUAUUGAACUCUGUAUUACUAUACAAAGAUCAUAGUAAGUGCACUUCCUUGCAUUGAUUUACUUCUUAUGGCACAAAGGUUUUCUGUACUGCUGAAAAGUCACCAGAGCAGAGUGUUUUAAUUGCUACUGUAAAACCUGAACUGGUUUAUAGCAAAAAUGGCAUCAUCAGUAUAUUUUAGUUCAGCUUUAGAAGACUAAUAACUAAGGAUUUAAAAUGAUCAUGUAAACAUGUAACAGAAAUAUGAAGUAGGUAUGUGAGAACUUAUUCUUCAGUUCUAUUUAAAA